Messenger RNA from Parnassius apollo (apollo), 399 nucleotides. Lineage: Eukaryota; Metazoa; Arthropoda; Insecta; Lepidoptera; Papilionidae. The record is from the annotation of a GenBank genome assembly.
AUGGACGAAAAUCUCAAUCGACGUAAACUCAUGACGCCUUCUCGGAGCCGCACGGUCCACCAAGAGCGGGUGGAACUAAGCGGCCGUAGUAAAAGGAGCUCCAAGAGGAGCCACGGUUUAGAUCGAAUUCAGGAAUUAGAGCACGAACUACAGGAAGAACGUGAUCAGUUGCGGUAUCACGACCGCAGUGACCGACGGACAUCCAGAUGUCAGUCUGGCUCACCGUUAGUUCAUAAUGGUCAUAGCAGGGAUCGACGAAGUAGAAGCCUACAACGAGAGAGCCGACCUCGCCAAGCCGGCAAUGACAUCAAACGGGACACCACUAAACGUCCGACGAACAGGUCACGUAGUCCUUCUUUUUCUACCCAAGAUGUUGUUAAGAUAAUUCAAUCUUUUUAG